Molecule: messenger RNA, 3428 nt
Organism: Amoebophrya sp. A25
Lineage: Eukaryota; Dinophyceae; Syndiniales; Amoebophryaceae
Source: the annotation of a GenBank genome assembly
GCCCAUCUAGAGAAUAGGUGUAGUCAGCAUUCACUCGUAAUUUCUAUCUCUAACCCCUCAUCUCCCGCCCCUGCUCUUCAUAAUCUUUUCUACUUUCUGAUUCUUCUAUCCACAGAUGAAUGCUUAAGAGUGCCUUAGGUGGAAUCACGAUAUUCAGGGCCACAUCUUCAAAUAUCGCAAGGUAGAAUAUGUAUAUCUAAGUAUUCUAGACACAUGAUUCAUUCAUUCAUUCAUUUUACUCCACAUAGAAAUAUAUACCUGGUUUCAUGUGUGGAUGUUAGUUCUUCUUCUUGAACUACUGUGCGACUGUUAGUUUUGACAAGAAAGAUUGUCAUUGUCUUCAUCCGACGUUCUGUGGUUCUCCUUAAAUCCACGUGCUUCCCUCGGUCUUGGCAACCACGAGAAAGCACCACGAGCCUGUCUUGCGUUCGAACUUGCAGCGCGCAUCGCAAAGAAAGUCAUCGAAGAGAUGAAGAGCAACUUCUUUGAAGCGCAGCACCGCGCCGAAGAUCCGGAUAAUAUAUCAGAAAAUUAUGAUGUCGCAUCGCGGCCGAGCAACUUGAACCUGAGGCCUUCUAGUGCUAUUCCAAACGAAGCGCCGCCUUCCGUUCCGAGUAGCGACAGUCAUAUCGGCAUUGAACAUCUACCAGAAGGUGCGACGUCGACGACCUCAGCUGCCGCUCCAGUUGAACCGAGAAAUAACGCCCCUGCAUCGAAACGAGCAUCAGCCUCAGCGGUAACGCAUGUCUCGAGCGUUCUUGGCCGGCCAAAACGCAACAGUGGCUCUGCAGUAGUGGGUCAAAUGUCAACCGCGGUAGGCACCAUUCCCAAGGGGGAAUCAUCAAGCAACACAUUCUCACCUGGAAUGACGCCUGGUGCUGAUACUACAGCCGCGACGCUCGGGAGCGUAACAAAUCAAACCUUGGGGCCAACAUCAGCAUCAAACCUGAAGAACAUGGACUCGUCAUCUGCACCAGAAAACAUCGCUGGUACGAUGCCGCUGUCUCUUCGGGCUGCGGCAAUGAAGGGUGGCUACAUGGGCAGUGCGAUGUUAGGCACAUUCCUGAACAAACAAGGCACUGUUGACGUGAAUUACAACGAGAUCGUCCACGCAUUAGGUCUCUCCGAGACCACGGACGAGAGAAAGCGCAAGGAAGUCGCGAACACGGCGCUGAUGAGGGUACUCGAACAGAGCAGCGGAACCGCCAACCAUUUCAGCUUUUUUGAUGAAAGCGGUACGACAUCAACCGCUGCUGGGACGAGCCACCAACCACCAGAGUCAAGAACGUUGAUGAAUGCGACUUCCGCGGUCCCUGCUCCAACGAUGGCGACGACUUCGGCACUGCUUAGCCAACAAAUAUACGAGGCGCAACUUUAUGUGCAGCAGAUCCAGCAAUUUGAAGCAUUGCGGGCACAACUCGCGGAGCUGAGAGCGUCGGGCGAGCAACAGGAGCAAGGUACAACAACCAAUACUGGCACUUCAGGCGAACAAUUCGCGAGUUCCGCCACAAAACAGAUCCAGACGCAAAUGACUAAGCUAGAUAUGAAGAAAAUAUUAUCAUCAAAAGACGCUCCGUCGACGUGUCCUCCCGCUGCAUGGUCAUCGGAUCCACCAGAUGGAACGCCCGCCUCGCUCUUGGGCUUUCACGGAAAGGGCCUCACGGAGGAAAUCGCGCACUUAGCGGACAGAACAGCAAAUUUGCGGCAAUUAGACGAGGACCUGCGCGAGAGACGGUAUAGCCCCGAAGAUGCACACAAGAACGUAGUCGCGAACAAGAUUCUGGAGGACCGAGACCGCGUUGCUAAACUGCUUCUGCAGGUAAGAAGCAUUACCAGUAUGAAGCUAAUCUGAUUGUUCAAUUACGCUUUGCUUGUAAACUUGUACUUCUUGAUGAGACUUUGACUUCUACCUGCAUUUCUUCUAUUUCUAUUAGCCCUACUAACUAGCCGCAAGCGCCUGGUGAUUCUCUUGGGUGAAGGUUCGUCGUGGCACUCUUUUUAACCAACCCGCGCGUUAACAUACAACUGCUCAUUAUAUAAGUAAUUUGAUUGUAAGUCUGUAAACAAUCAGUUAGUUUUCAGUUAUGCGCUUGAGCCUGUCUUUGUCUACGUCGCGCCGACUUCUUGUCUAGUAUUUGAGAAUGACAGCUUCUACUUCUUCUAUCUGGCGAGAGGUCGUGAUUGCGCCCAUCGCAACUACAACUUGUUAUAUUAAUUGACUCACCCCCUCCAGGCUCGUGACGUGUUUGGCCAAACCGAGCGAGAAAGCCUUUACGCCAAGAGUGUGGUGGAGCGUUUGCGGCUCACUAAGACUUUGAUGGAAGAAUUCGACGAGACGCAGGAGCUACACCGCCCCGGAAAUUUACAGUCCAUUUGCUCGGCGCUGCACACGACGCUAGAAGACUACGACGUUCUUACAGGGAGUGUAGACCGUGUCGGGAGGCAAGCACUGAUCAAGCUCCAUGAGAACAUGAAAAAGGCCUUGCAAAACGAGUCUGUGCACAUGGCCAUGAUGGAGGCGCGACAACUGCGGGACCAGCAGCAGACGCUGCAAGCACGCAGUCGGCAAACUAAACUAAAGACACUGGCGCAGCAAGCGCGGGAAGCGCAGAUGCGGUAUCUGACUUGCAAAACCGCGUGGAAGCAAAUGACGAAGAUGCGCACAUAGAUGCGGGUGGACUUGUAGACAAGUAGGGAACAAAAAACAACAGAUGCAGCGCGAGAAGAGCGAAAGAAACAAAAAUUCCAAAGCGAGGUAGAAAGUUGUAUGUAGGAUGACAUAAUUCGUUGAUUGAAUGUCCAGUACUGAAAUAGAUGAGCAGCAAGGUUGUACGCUAAUUAAGAUAUCCCGACUUCAUCAAAGCAACACGAUCACGAAGCCGGUUUCUUAGACUCCUUUUAGUGAGGUAGGUCGUCUAUUGAGCCUAACUACAACUACGCCACAGAAUGAAAGUGCUUUUUUAUUUUGGUGAUGAACCAAAUUGUAGUUGAAUAAAGGUACUUCAUCCUGCGUGCAGGUGCUAUAGGCCUAUUAGGGAUGCACAGAAUAGAAGAUACUUGAAGAUCGAUUGGCUGCUUUAUGUUUUGUUCCAGUGCAUCUGCAUACGAAUAAAAGCUAAUUAUAGAUACUUAUUUAUUAUAAUUAUCAGGAGCAUGUUGUUGAUUCAUCAAAACUAACACUAAGUAGUUUGGUAAUAAGAUAGUAUGAUGAAAGUUCUGUUGUAGAAACAAGCAGAAUUGAGGAUCGACAGAGAAGUGAAGAAACCUAAGCAGGUGAAGAACUACAAGAUUUAGAAGUGAAUUCGAAAUUACCAGUAGAACGACGUCGCCUUGAGUAAUCCCAAACGACAUGAUGUAAUAAAACCAGAAAAGGUGAUGUGGAUAACCAAUCUUGAGAGAAGAAGCUCCUCGUCCUGGUAAAGGCUUAC